AUGAUCAUUCGAAUUUCGAAUUUUUUUACACAAUUAUUUAUCAUAUUAUCAAUAUUAAAAUAUAGUUUUUCGGAAACUGAUGAACAUGAUCAAUCAUCAAAUCAACUAUUCAAUAUUCUUGGUACAUUACAACCAUUUCGUUCACAAUUUUGUCAAUUUAAAUUCGAAAAUUGUAUACAAGAUUCUUCCUAUGCCGAUCAACUUGAUAAUGAUUGUAAUAUCUAUUCACGUUUACGUGAUUGUUUUCGUUCAUUACUCGAUGAAACUCAAUGUUUAACAAUUCAACUUAAACGUCAAUAUAAAAAAGCGAAACAAAAUGAAUACGAAUCUUGUGGUAUUGCAUUAUCAUUCGAAUCAAUUAAUUCUUCACUAUAUACUUCUUCAUCAUUAAAAUUAAAUAUGAAUUAUCUAACAGUACAUUUUCUAUUUAUUAUACCUAUUUCAUUAUCAUUUAUUUGA
Messenger RNA from Adineta steineri, 459 nucleotides. NCBI's taxonomy places the organism in Eukaryota, Metazoa, Rotifera, Eurotatoria, Adinetida, Adinetidae. The record is from the annotation of a GenBank genome assembly.